AUGAGCGGCAAAGAUCUCAUCGGCUUGCCGGACGAAAAUGAGAAGCCUAGUAAAGGAUUGUUCGGUGAGCAAAACAAAAACAGAAACCUCACAUUGAAGCGUUUGGUGUAUCGAAGGGGGCCGUAUGUAUCUGAGCCGCAACCAUUCAGCGGGCAAGGCUAUUGUUUGGGUGAAGAGGUACCUUCGGCUGCUGGUGCUGGAAACGCAGCUAGUACGGCGCCGGCGCAACAAAUGAACGACAUCGCAAGUGCAGGUGAGUUUCUCUAA
Gongylonema pulchrum is the source of this 267-nucleotide messenger RNA. The record is from the annotation of a GenBank genome assembly. Lineage: Eukaryota; Metazoa; Nematoda; Chromadorea; Rhabditida; Gongylonematidae.